AUGUCGGCUGAUUUGUUUGCCGAAUUCAACAGCAAUCCGCCACCUCCUCAACAACCACCAAUUCCGCCAGCCGCAAGUCAGCAGAGCAAGCCCGCAAGGGACCCCUUUAGCUUUGGCUUCAACGAUUUCACAACAGCAGCAGCUUCGCCAGUUGAGAGAUGGCCCCCCAUCCAAUCUCAGCCCAGCGGAGCUAUCAAUUGGGCUGCUGCGGCCCCAGCACCUCCGCAGACUGCACCAGCACCACAGGCGUUCGAUGAUGCUGAUGACGAUGGCUGGGGCGACUUUGAGACGGCAAAGCCUGCUCCGGCAGCAUCUGCAAUUAACAAGCCUUCCGAUCCGUUUGGGGCCUUUUCCGCCCCAUCCAAGGAGCCUGAGACCAGAAAUCGGCCUUUCCGGGCUCCCUCCAUCGAUAUCAUGACCAAUACCUUGGUCGACGUCCAAGCAAAUAGGCCCAACAACGCUGGCCCGUCAUGGAACUCAACGCCAAGCAAUGCAAGGUUCUCUAUGCCUUCAGCACCGACAGGUUCCAACGUGCUCUUCGAUGCCGAUGAUUUUGAGCUCCAGGAACCGGAUUUGGAUGAGGAUGAUGAUGAAUUUGGUGAUUUCGAAGCGGUGGCACCAGCACCGAUGCAGCCAAAGCAAAGCUCCACAUCCAAACCCGCAUCUUCUUUCAACUCUGCGCCGUUGCUAGACCUGCUCUCUCUUGAUGAACCUCCGCAACAACAACAGCAGCAGCAGCAGCAGCCUAUGAAGAAAGUGGCUCACAAGCAACCGCCUCCUCAGCUCUUGGGCGCACUGAGCUUUGGGGCGGCAUCCACACUUCCUAACCCACCUAAAUCGCCAUCGUUUCAGGAGCGGAAUCCCUUCCCAGAUCUUGGCAUCAAGACGAGUGUACCAACGGUUGAUGCCGUCAAGAAAACACGUGAUGCUCCGAAGUCAGCAACACCAGCUUUCGAUGAUGAUUGGGAUGCGUGGGAUGAUACUGCUAGCGGGCCCGGCAAUAAGAAAGAUGUUGCUCACAGCAUUCCUCAGUCUGAGAAUUGGGAUUGGGGCGCUGGUGAUGACAGUGAAUCUAACGCUAUAAAGGCAAACGACGAUGACCCUCCCCCAACCAAUGUUCCACCACCGUCCGUCAUCUUGUCUGCCUUUCCCAAUCUCUUCAGUUCAGCGAAUGCCUUUUUCAAGCCAAUGUCUGGUCAUAGUGCCUCCAUCAAGCAGCAGGUUCUUUCUAACCCUAAAGCCAUCCACUUUCUCCAGGGUUAUAUCCUCCUUGCCACGACUGCUGCUCGAGUAAUAGCUGGUCGUAAGCAUAGGUGGCACAGGGACAAGAUUCUGGCCAAAAGCAUGUCCAUCUCGGCCGCUGGCAGCAAGGGUAUGAAGCUUGCGGGUGUCGACAAAACCCAGUCAGCUCGAGAAGACAGAGAGGCAGCAGAUGUGGUAGCUGUGUGGCGCGAAUACGUGGGACGCCUACGAUCUGCCGUGGCAGCUGCCAACACUGAGGGUAAGCUCAGUCUCAAGGUGCCUGAGCUGAGCGAGAAUAUGCUGGUCCAAACUGCAAAGAUGGUGCCCACCGGGCCUAAACCAUGUAUAAUAUGCGGGCUGAAGAGGGAAGAGAGAAUAUCAAAGGUUGAUUACGACAUAGAGGACAGUUUUGGGGAGUGGUGGGUUGAGCACUGGGGCCACAGAGCCUGUAAGAACUUUUGGAUAGAACACGAGCAGAAAUUACGACAGCGUUGA
Trichoderma breve is the source of this 1737-nucleotide messenger RNA. RefSeq lists its product as uncharacterized. The transcript is spliced from 2 exons. The coding region runs from base 1 to 1737 and encodes 578 amino acids. The record is from RefSeq and is a predicted model, not a curated record. Lineage: Eukaryota; Fungi; Ascomycota; Sordariomycetes; Hypocreales; Hypocreaceae.